This is a messenger RNA of Xiphias gladius (swordfish), 3708 nucleotides long. RefSeq names its product GC-rich promoter binding protein 1-like 1 (gene gpbp1l1). Bases 1790 to 3280 code for a protein of 496 amino acids. The transcript is spliced from 12 exons. Gene Ontology annotation, molecular function: RNA binding; DNA binding. NCBI's taxonomy places the organism in Eukaryota, Metazoa, Chordata, Actinopteri, Istiophoriformes, Xiphiidae. Gene Ontology annotation, cellular component: nucleus. Gene Ontology annotation, biological process: DNA-templated transcription; positive regulation of DNA-templated transcription. The record is from RefSeq and is a predicted model, not a curated record.
AACAGUUGCCACGCUAACGUUAACCUCAGUUAACUAAGCAGAGUUAGCUAGGAGCAGAGUUAGGACAGAUCUGAUAACGAUUUUCGUUAGUGAGUGACGCUAGCUAGGCAGCGCUUUGCGUUUUAUAUUAUUUCGGUGCACUUUAACACAUAACAUUACUCAGCUAGUUAGCCAGGUGGAACGUGCAUGUAACGUUACUGUGUAUUGAAUUGGUCUGCUGCAGUAUUUGUGAACAUAUGGGUUUCCCACGAUCUGUAGUAACGUUAAACAGUGUACUUCCAAACGUAUCCGUAUUUGUGUUGCCGUCAUCCAUGCCCAGUCUGUUCCUGUGCAGAUACCCAUGAACCAUCAGCAAGAAAACCAAAAAAUGCACUGAAACUUCCUGUGUGAGAAAAAACUCAUUCAAGAAGGAAAGGAAAGACCCACUUCACAAAUUUUGGACGUAUGCUAUUUUUCAACUUUCAUUUUUUUUUUCCAGAAAAAAGAAGUUGAUUGAUCUGUCUUGAGGACUGUGGUUUUUGUUUUUUGUUUUGGUUUUUUUCUUAAUUUUUUGGACAAGUUUAAUUGUUGUUUAUGGACUACUGUGCAUCACAUGACACAAAGUCCUUUCGGCUUAUGGAGGAUUUUUGUUUAGCUUUUGAGCUUGAAUAUCUAUGAAAUCAGAGCUACACCUUAAAUCUGCUUCAAUCAAAAAACUGCAGAUAAUUAAAUGGGCAUCUUACAAAUGUGAUAUUAAAACAUAUAAAGAUAAAAACAGCAUUAUAAUGCAUCAUUCAGCAGCACCUCUAUUUCACUAACCAAAACUGAAAAUGAGAGCAAUGUAACAUAGGGUUUUGCUUCCUUCAUUGUCAUGUGACUUUGAACCUUUGAGCAUUAUUUUCUUCAAACUCAGACAGUCUUUCACCAGUUUAAUGAGGUGAGCAGUGGUUUUUAGUGACCUCCAUUGCCAAUAAAAGACUGUCUCUGAACACAUUUUUCUUUUCUGCAUGCGUUUCAGUAGAUCUUAAAAUGAUUGGGUAAAAGGUGAGUCGACCCAAACACAUACUGGCACACAGUGUGGCAGGACAACGCCUGUCUCUUUCCUCCUAUCUGGUGUCAAAGUGGAACUGCUACACGAACUGCUGUCCAUGUUUCAGGGCAGACAACUUUCACAGACUGCUUACUUAUAUUAAGAAUAAGACAGCCUGGCUCUUCCUCACCGUUGGGACAAAUCACCAGUCAAAUAAAUUUGUUUUUCCAAUCAGCAUAAAGUCCAAUCAGGUUUUGAGAUUUACUUCUGAUAAGAGGAAAUGGUUCAAAUUAAUUAGUGAAGUCGUCGGUCUCCCUGGGGAAAAAGUUACCUGGACUGGAAACAGUAACGCUCAGAAUUCAUCGGAGACGUGACAGGCACAGGAGCUGCCUGGGAAUCUGGUUCAAGAAGGAAAAUCUUUCCCUCGUAGACCUCUGCACUUCCGCUUUAAGAUCUACUUCCUGCUUGGCUAGUUCUCUGGAUCCCCAUUCCAGAUCAUUCCUGCAACCUUUUGACCCAUCUCCCAGUGUUUCACCCUGGACGAAGGGAUCUGCCUCCAGGGAAAGGGGCUGUGCUGUCCUGGCGGAGGUGGAGAGGGGGUGUUUGGUGUGCUGCUCCCCGUCUGUCAGUGCACACACACUGUGAACAGUGCCAACAGGCCUGAGGAACCGAGCCCAGCCGGACCGAGAGAGGAGGCAGAGGACUUCAGAGCCACAGACUCUGGGAUCCUGGCCAUGAGGUUUGAUGCCUCGAUCCACUGACCGGAAACACUGGACCUAAAUGGCGCAGCAUGACUUUGUCCCUGCCUGGCUUAACUUCUCCACACCCCAGCCUGCCAAGUCCCCUGCUGCCAACCUUGACAAACAAGGUGAGCCCCACCACCACAGAGACAGCAGAGCCGCUGUGAGCCGCCGCCGCCACAACUCCUCUGAUGGUUUCUUCAACAACGGCUCCCUGCGCGCUCCAGCAGGCGACGCAUGGCAGCAGCCUUCUUUGCUUCUGAGGCAUGACUCGGUGGACUCGGGGGUGGCCAAAGGAGGACAUGGUGGGCUGGCAGGGGGCUCGUGUUGGAAGGAAACACCCAGCUGGCAUGGAGCUCCGCGGGGUGCCCAGGACGGCCACCACCACCAGGGACGCCACCCCAAACGGGGAGGAGGCGACAGGGACAGGCAGGGGGGGCACCGGCAGCGCAAUGGAAACUUCCAUCCCCGCAAGGGCACCUCGUACCAGGACAAGUUUCCCAACGAGGAACGCAAAGACAGCAAGGACGACAAGCUGAAGUUCGUGGAAGAGGACUUUCCUUCCCUCAACCCUGAAACAACUGGAAAGCCUGGGAAUCAGAUGCGAGCAGUGGCUCCCCAUGCUGGAGUGUGGGAAAACCCCCCUAGUGGCAAACAGAUGGUGUCUAAAAUGCUGGUAAUCAAGAAGGUUUCCAAGGAGGACCCCAGCACAGCCUUCUCUGCGGGGUUUGCCACUGCUGGCGCCCUACCCACCAACGGCAACAAAGCUCCCAUCGCAGGCUCCAGUGUCUACAAGAACCUGGUCCCAAAACCUGCUGUGGCCCCCACCAAAGGCACCCAGUGGAAAUCCAGUGGUAGAGAGAUCACCAAGUCUGGCCUCCACAUGCCAGGCCGAGAUUCAGUCUUCACCAGCCCCGUCUCUGCAGCCAAACCUAGCACCCCAGUCAGUGCACCACAGCACAACACCCCAAAAGAGCACCCUUCCAGCACGACUCCUCCCAUAGACAUCGCACCGUCGAGGCUGAAGCUGAUGCGCCGCGGUCCGGACCGUAAGAGCGAGUUCCUGCGAGCUCUGAAGGACGAGGGCCCUGGAGAGCUGACGACAAGCAGCAGCCCGGGAACAUCAGGAGAGGGUGAAAGCAGCACCCCAGAGCCCAAAGCCUACAGCGAGGAAGUCUGCCAUGAGAAUGGUCUGUCCUACUCCCUCAGUGACUCAGACACCGAACACCUGUCCAGCUCCCUGGAGGCAGAGCACAGGUUGCUGAAGGCCAUGGGCUGGCAAGAGUACCCAGAAAAUGAUGACAACUUCCUGCCUCUGACGGAGGAUGAGCUGAGAGAGUUCCAGACUAAAACUGAACAGCUGAAGAAGAAUGGCAUGCAGAGGAAUGGGGUUCUCCCGAGGGCACGAGGUGUGACCCUCCACUUCACCCCCUGGAGGAGUGUGGCGGAGGCGCACGUCGAGGAGGGCUCCGAGUCCGAAACCAGUAGCAGCAGCCAGACCUCUGACGACGACGACUGCAUCAAAUCCUAACGUGGCUUUAUGGAACAAAAAAAAACAACACAACAGCCAACACCACAUCCCAGCAAGCAAUCCCCCUCUUCCUCUCAUCUUUGUUUUUAGAGCACCAUUUUGAUUUUCUUUUGUUUUGAUUUUUUUUUUUGUUUUUUUUUGUUGUUCUUGCACAAGGGAAAAACCAAUCAUAUCCCAGUGAAGGGGGAGAUUCCUGCUCCGCCAGACGUCGUUUUCCCUGCGUUUCCUCCUUCACUGCAGUCCCUGCCCUCUUUGACCCCCCUCCUCCCCUUCUUCCUUUUUCUUCCUCGCUUUGUGGAACUGAAGUGUUCAUCAAGAAAAGAAGGGCAAUGAAUGCACACUUGAUUCUGCUUCAAACAGACUAACUCAUUUCAUUGAUGAUGCUGAUGACACAUUAUUAAUGAUAUUAAUAAAAAUUGGUUCCUGAC